AUGAUUGCUAAGAAAAUAUUCCUCGCCAUUGCUUCGUCAACCUUUACUCUUGCUCUCAGCCCAGUUGGGAGCGGUACCUGGACUUCGGUCAGCCCUAGCUUCAGUGUCCAGGAAUGUGCUGGAGGCAGUGUGUCUGGAGAUACUUUUACUCUCCCAACAUCUCCCAAUGGCAGUACUAGCGGAGCAGGCUGCUCCAACGGCCACUUGCGCGCCGAGCGUCGCUAUAACAACGACUACACCUCUGGAAUUCACCAGUUUGGAGGCGAGUUCACGAUCACCUCCCUGACCGGUGACCGCAUCGCGCUUAAGCAGACCUUUAACGGUAGCACUGGACCGUAUUUCAUCAUGGGUAUUAAGAGCACUGGCGACAUCUACGAUGUAGAGGGUGGCGCAACCAUUGCCAGCGGCGUCGCAAAGGUCGGCUCUACAGUGCAAAUCAACACUGUGCACGAUGCCAACAAGCAAACGUAUGUUGUUUACGUGAACGGCAACGAGUCGUUCACGACAAGUGCCCCUGGCGGCAGCUUUUAUGACAAGUGCGGUGCCUACACGAGCGAUAGCGGCUCAGGCGCCAUCACCGUCACCUGGAGUAACGUCGAGUUUUGGACUCAGUAG
Molecule: messenger RNA, 615 nt
Organism: Penicillium daleae
Lineage: Eukaryota; Fungi; Ascomycota; Eurotiomycetes; Eurotiales; Aspergillaceae
Exons: 1
Coding region: 1-615 (204 amino acids)
Source: RefSeq, a predicted model, not a curated record